GGGAAUUACAAGCGAAAAAUAUUUCAAGUGCUCUAUCGCAAAUCUUUAAAACUACAACUUUAGCGAAAUUGAAAAGACGCAAUGCCCGUGGACCAAGUGAUCAUCUCGUACAGGCGCAGCCGCAGCUUUAUCAAUGUCCUGCUGCUCAGGUCGAUGAACCUGUUCCAGCCUGUCCUGGUGAAAAGUCCCAGUGAGAAGCUGGUGGUCAGUGCCAAUGGGAUCUGCUGGACCGAGCAGAACUUGGAGUACCGCAUCAUGGUUAGUGAGUUCUUCGAUAUAGCCAUUAGGAACGAGUACGGCGAGGUGCCCUACACCCUGGUUGAGAAGGAGGGCAACAACCUAGCCUGUGGCCUCUCUCUCCGGCGCAUUAGGCACCUGGCUCUGGACGAGCGCACUGUUCAUGUGGAGCAGGGGGAUCUACUCCUGCGCAUUGACCCAACUACGCCGUGCUCCCUGCACUGCAGCAAUUGUGCGAACAAGGUCAUUGGCGAGAGGCAGUAUUUUCGGAUCAGGGAGGUUCCCAUGACUACCAUGAUUCCGCAGAACUACUUCUGCGCCCGCAGCAAGCUCGCAGUGUAUCCCACCGAGGAGGAGCUCUUCUACGGCCUCAACUACUUGGUCAUCUCCAUCGGUCUGCUAGGCAUCGGGGUCACAACCAACCAAGAUCAUGGUAGCAUUCAGUGCUCCCGUUGCAAGCAAUUAGUGGGCGAAUAUUUAGGCCGACGUGUGGCCGUGCAGCUCUACGCGGAUGCCCUGCGUCUGGUGACCACCGAUUCUCCAUUCGAGUUCAAGGAGAUCUUUGGCCACAUCACACCCACCCAAAUGAUGAUCCGCUUGAUGCACGACGCCGACCCCUUUAAUAUGGAGAAGUCUCGCCUCUUCCUCAAAACCGUGCGUCCGGAUGGUCAGUUGCAGCACCUGCACCUGCACGUGGACAGCAAUCAAAUCCACAUUCUGCGCUCCGAACUGGACAAUUCCGACCAGGAGAUAAAGUCCAAAGCUGAUUUGGCCACGGAGGAGGACACCAGCAGCGAGAGUGACGUCGAUAUGAUGUUGAGCGACUCAAGCAGCAGCAGCAUUAAUCCACAAACAGGCGAUGACUCAAUCAAUCGCAUUGAUCCAAUUCCGAAGCCAGAAGCUACUGAGCCCCAGAAAUCUGUAAAAUAUUUGAAACUACGUGGCUUUUGUGGCUUUCGCCUGAAGUAUCUAUUCUCGGGAUCUGAUGCCGAUCUGAAUGAAAACUACGAUGCCACCAGUUCGUGGCGCGACCAGGGAAUCCGCGAGCUUCGCAUCUCAUAUUCGAUGAUGGUGGACCUGAUGAGCGAGUUCAAUGCCUACGAGCGUGUGGCGGCCGCCCUGGAGAUGAAUCCGCCACCCAUCAAGGCUACUUAUCCCCGUCUCACUUACAUAAUCUUCGAGCCCGACGAGGAGUUCUAUGCCAGGCAGGAGCAAAUUACAAAAAUCGCCGGUUAAAUAGCCAGU
Drosophila suzukii is the source of this 1482-nucleotide messenger RNA. RefSeq lists its product as uncharacterized. NCBI's taxonomy places the organism in Eukaryota, Metazoa, Arthropoda, Insecta, Diptera, Drosophilidae. The record is from RefSeq and is a predicted model, not a curated record.